Molecule: messenger RNA, 5167 nt
Organism: Argiope bruennichi
Lineage: Eukaryota; Metazoa; Arthropoda; Arachnida; Araneae; Araneidae
Product: zinc finger protein 182-like
Exons: 6
Coding region: 223-1917 (564 amino acids)
Biological process (GO): regulation of transcription by RNA polymerase II
Cellular component (GO): nucleus
Molecular function (GO): protein binding
Source: RefSeq, a predicted model, not a curated record
AUGGCGUCGAUAAUUUUCUCGAUUUAAUCGUAAAUGCUUACCUCUUUGCUAUUGUGGUUGAUUAUAUUCUGCGAUGGGAAAUAAUUAUGAAUAUCGUGCGUAUUUAUGUGAUUCUUUCUGGCAUAAACUUUUUUAGAAAGUGAAAGCACAUCUAAGAGGAGCAGUUUCGUUGUUUGAAUUUGGAGCCAUUUUCUGUAAAGAUUAUCCAUCAUUUGCAUUACUAUGGCUCAACAAUACCGUUUGAAAUGGAGUAAUCACAUGAGUAAUGUAGUAGAUAUGGUCAAGGAACUUUUUUCAACUGAAACAUUGGUUGAUGUUACCCUUGCCUGUGAUGGAAUGAGUAUAAAAGCACACAAAGUAAUACUUUCUGCUUGUAGUCCAUUCUUCCAGACAUUGCUUUCAGAGAAUCCCUGCAAACAUCCCAUAAUAAUCAUACCUCAUAUGAAAUAUAGUGAGCUGAAACCACUUGUAGAAUUUAUGUAUGAAGGUGAAGUAAGUGUGACUCGUGACCAAUUAGCUACUCUUACAAAACAUGCACAGCAAUUAAGAAUUAAAGGGCUUGCUGAAAUAUCCUUUGGAAAGACUUUCAUUAAUGAAUCACCUGGUGCAGCAGAUCUUGCAUUUAAUCCACCUGGGGAAGUUUCAUCUUCUAAUGAAUAUCCAGGAGAUAAUGUACCUGAACAGUGUCUGAGUAGCUUUAACUAUAAUGAUAAUUCCAAAGAAGAAAAAGCUAAAGCUCAGUCAUCAGAUAUUGAAGAAUUAACAAACAACAUUUUAAUAAAUGCAAAUAACCAUUAUGAGGCGUCCCAAAGUAAUGAUUCUUUCCAGAAUUCUGUACUACCUGAAUCAGCUGAUAUAGAUCAUUUUCAGAUUGAAUCAUCAAAAUCUCUAGAACAAAUCACCAUGCCUAAUCAUUUCUCAGAUGUUGCAAACGAUUUGACUACUCUACAAUCUCAAGAGAAGAAUCCUGAAAGCAACAUUGACUGUUUUUCAGAUGCAAGUCAAAUGUCAAUGCCUUUUGAAACUAUAGACUCAAGUGAUCAACCAGAAACUCUAGAAGAUAUUAAGUCUGAACUUAUUGAAUCAGAUCCAUCUAUAUCACCAAUUCCUGGUCCCUCACAUGAUAUUGAAGAUCCUAUGAUGAUGGACCAAUCUAGUAUAUCUUCUCAUGCAGAUCUAUAUGAGGAAAGCAAUGCAAGCUUUGCACCAAUAGAUUAUCAGCCACAAGGAAAUACUUCAGUUAUAAGGACAAUAUGUUUUUCAAAAACUGUGCCAGACAAUGAAGAAGCUAAAAAUGGUGGAGUUCCCAUAACAAGGAAGAAAUGGAAAUACAGGUGCUACAGAUGUAACUUAUUAGUAGCAUCAAGAGGCCAUUUAGACAUUCAUAUGCGUACACACACUGGAGAAAGGCCAUUUAGUUGUCACAUUUGUGGCAAAACAGCCGUAAGACAGCAUGAUUUACAAUUACACAUGCGAACACAUUCAGGAAUCAAACCAUAUGUUUGUCCUAUUUGUGGAAUGAAAUUUAAUAAUUCAAGUAAUUAUCGACGACAUUAUAAAAGACGUCAUCCUUCUGCUGAAAGAAUAGUUCAGGUUUGUAAAGUAUGUAAUGAACAAUUUGACAGUAAAGAACUACUGAAUGGCCAUUUGAUUAAUCAGCAUUCAAUAGAAAAUUGUCAUGUUUGUGUCAUAUGCCAAAAGAGUUACAAAAGACAGUAUGACUUAAAAACUCAUCUGCGAGUUCACUCUAAAGAAAAGCCGUAUGCUUGUAAAGUAUGCUACAAGUGUUUCAGUUACAAGAGUAACCAGAUUAGACACAUUCGGCUACAUUUCAAUAAGUCAAAAAAUAAUUCUGAUUCGGAGAGACAACAGGAAAAUGAUGAUGAUCCAGAUUUUAUGCCUGAGACAGAUCCAUGAUGAAUUAAAUACCACAAGUGUUAAACUUCACGUAUGUUUUCUUUUUCAUCUGUAAAUUAAACCACAACUUUAUCUAAUAUUAUGUAAUUAAAAAGAGGAUGUUUUCUUGUAUUUAAUUUAGAGGAUUCUUUUUGUUUUCUUUUAUUAUCAAUGAAUUCAUUGUUAAAUAUUGAUUUAUUUCUGGUGUUUAAUUCAGGACAUUUUUUAUUGCAUUUUUAUAUUUUCAAUAUGUUGAGAUAUCAUUCAACUUUUCUCAGUGAGAGAGAAAAAAUAAGGAAAAUUAAUAAGUAUAUUUUGUUAGUUACAUUGUUUAAAUUUAUAAUUUUUCUUUAUAAACUAUAUUUUAUUAGUACCAAGGCCAACAAAUUUGUGGUAAAAGUCUGUGCCAUAAAAACUUUUUCUGUAAUACAUAUAUUUAAAUUUAAAAAUAUUUAGCAUGCCAGUAAUUGACAUCAUAUCUAAAAUCCUAAUAUGUUAUUAUUCAAAUUAUUUUCAGCAGUAAAAUUACUGUUUGAAACUUCAAUUGACUUAAUGUAAUCCUGGCUUAUGUAUAAAUUUUAGUUGAAAAGAAUAUUUAGAUUGUUUACCUUGAAUCACUUCUGUAAUUGACAUUCUUCUUUACUAGAAUAGAAUGUCUGGUUCAAAUAGAACCAAAUGUUUUUACUUUUCGAUUCUGAAACUUAAGAAUUUGUGAAAUGCUACUCACUUCAUCUUUAAAUUUUGUUUCUGAAGAAAUAUAUCAAAACUGAUAUUACACACAUUUAAAACAUUUAAUUCCAGCCUGAAAUAAAAUUCCUCAUUGCUUGUUCUCAUGUAAAAUUUUUAGGACAGAAAAUUCCAGUUGGAAGAUUCUGAGGUGAAAUUUUUGAAAAAUCAAAUGGCUAACCAAAUUUUCUUUAUAUCCAUUGACAGAUUUCUAAAUAAGCUACUUCAUAGAGCCACUGAGGUCUAAAGAGGUGUGGGUAAGUUUAUUAAAACAGAUGCAAUAGUUCUAGUUGCCAAAUAAAUUUUUUAUGAACUAUAAAAUAUUAGGAUAUUAAUCUUUUUUAUAGUAUAAUUGGUCAGGUUUCUAUCUAUUUAAUUAUGUUUUAUUAUGACAGUUUUAUAAGCUACAAAUAUCUUCUAAAAUAACAGUGCAUAUUAUGGAUGCUACACAAUGAUGGAUCUUAAAAAAUAAAUAAAAAUAUAUUCUUCUUUAUAAAAAUGGUUUAAAAAAUGGCUCAAAUCAAAUUAUUAGCAUGAUUUUUAAGUUAAUAAUGUGAAAUUAGAUAGAUUAGUUUAUUGAAAGAAGAAUCCUAUGCAUGCACUAUCCCAAAACUCCAUUAUGCGAAAUGUCUGAAUCUGCUACUAUUUACAUCCCUUUCUCUUUUCUGCUAGCUGUUAUUUACUUUUAAAGCUUUUUAAAGUCCAUGUUUCAAGAUCUGAUCUCAUACUUGAAUGGCUUAUUAUCAGAGAUCUGAACAAUUAACCAAACUUUUUUUUAUGUUCUAUAAAUAAUUUUUCCCUAUUGUCAAUUCCUUUAUCUUCAAUGCCUAUUAAUGUAAUAUGUAUAUUCAAGAUUGUAAUAUCAUUUUUGAAUAACUAGAAUGAAGUUAUUUUCUACAUUUAAGUUUAUUUGUCAUCAUUUAAAAAAAAAAAAAAAAAAAACUAUUGGGUUGGCAACUGUGGAUUUUAAAUGAGAAGGAAGAUUAAAAAUUUUUGCUUAAAAAUAUAACUUUAAUCAGUUAAGUAUUGUUUGUUUUUGUCAAUGACUUUUUCUGUCUUUCAGCAGUGUCAUAAUUCCAUGUUCAUAAAACUUCUGCUUUUUGUCAACAAUAAACUGAAUUAAAAAUGUGGUGGAUGUGACAAUAUAUUCCAACCUACUUCCAAUAAUUUUUGGCAACUGACCAAAGAUGUGUGGGUCUUUGCAUUGUUAUGCUGGAAAACAACACCCAUACGAUUUGCCAAUUCUGGCCGCUUUUCUUGAACUGCAUCUCUCAGUUUGGUGAAUGGCUGAACAUACAUGUUUAAAUUAAUCAUUUGGUAAAAGUUCAAAAAGCAGAAUUCCUUUAUAAUCCCACCAAACUGACAGCAUAAUCAUUUUUGAUAAAUCUUAGCUUUUGGUGUCAUCUGGGCUGGUUCAUCAUUCACGAUCCUUUCCAAUUAAUGUUAUUAUAAACUAUCCUCUUUUCGUCACUAGUAAUCAGUCAUUUUAGAAAUGAAUCAAUUUUGUUGCGUUUCAGAAGCGAAUAGCUGAUGAGGUAUCCAUAAAUCCAAGCUGUUUAAAUUUUUUUGAAUGCGGGUAUGUGAUUUGUUGAGUUUCUUUACAAUCUCACUUAUUGUGCUAUGACGAUCUAAAUUGAUAAUGGCCUUGAUAUGGAUUUCAUCAACUUCAAAUGAACGGCCAGAUCGUUGUGAAUUUUUCAGUAAAAAAAAAUCACUAGAAUGAAAUUUGGCACACCAAUUUUAACACUACCUUCCUUCUUGUAUUCCCAUGUUUCCAUAGCUUCUUGUGUGCUUACAAUGCAUCCUACCUUUUUGGAAAUAAUAUAAUAAAAUAUGCUUCAGAUGUCUGUCUUGUUCUUUCAUUUUUAAAUUAGGAUAAAAUUGAAACAAAAUAAGCAACUGAUAUAAUUUUUUUACUAAAUUAAAAAAAAUGGAAGUUCAAAUAACAAAACAAUAUAGGUUAUGUGUUUUCAACAGAUUUACAAAAUAAAAAAAUUUACUAAGACCAACUAUUGAUCAAAGCCACAAUCACUUAGUUGCCAACCCAAUAAUUGAAAGGUAAAUAACUUGAUGAUAAUAAAUGAUGUGUAAUUUCUGUCUUUAGAAAUAGUAUAUAUUAUCUGUAUUUCUUGUUAGAUUUAGAAUAUUUGUUAGAUCUAGAAUACCAAAUAUACUUUACUAGAAUACCAAAUAUACUGAAAAAGUGAAAUUCAGAACUUUUUUUAAUUAAAAAAAAUAAGCACAAUAAUAUAAUAUUAUUAUUGCACAAAUAUAUUUAUAUCUGAAAAAAAUUAAACUUUCACCUGUAACUUCUGCAACAUUAAUUCAAUUGCCAUAUUUGUUCUCAAAAUAAUAAAUAUUUGUAAAUUUAUUUAAUAACAAUACUUUUUAUUAUUGUAAUGAAAUUAAUUUGUUUUCCUUAUUAAAAUUAUUUCAUCCUGGUGUUUUUCUCCCAUUACUCAUGUAAGAUAUGAAGAUAUAUCUUACUUUUACCAUAUAAGUUUCUUUUAAAAACAUGCUUUUGAUAAAAAAUGUGUGCUUUAAA